Pisolithus orientalis is the source of this 1942-nucleotide messenger RNA. RefSeq names its product GTP-binding protein Obg/CgtA. The record is from RefSeq and is a predicted model, not a curated record. Gene Ontology annotation, cellular component: mitochondrion. The coding region runs from base 4 to 1863 and encodes 619 amino acids. Gene Ontology annotation, molecular function: GTPase activity; GTP binding. Lineage: Eukaryota; Fungi; Basidiomycota; Agaricomycetes; Boletales; Pisolithaceae. The transcript is spliced from 4 exons.
AUUAUGGGAGACCCGCGACGAGCAAAAGCCAUGUGCUUGACGUCGACGCUGUUCAGACAGCGGGCACUGGCAAAACCACCGUCGUCGUGUUGGCGGUGUCGUCACUCGAUCUUUGUACGCGCAAGCUCGUCUACUGCGGACCAUGGACGCGAGAACGGACGUUUAGAGGCUUCGAAUGAUACGUCUGUUGCAGACGACGUUUAUACCCAUGGUACUGACGGCAUACAUGGAUCGAGUGUCAGCAGCACUGCUACUACCACGCUAGCUGAUUUAGAGGCUGCGAGGCGAAAUAGGAAGAGCGAGUGGAAACGACGGCAGGGGGGUCAAUCAUUCCUCGACCAUUUGAUUGUUACUGUUCGAGGUGGUAAAGGUGGGAACGGCUGUGUCGCGUUCCACCGCGAAAAAUUCAAACCCCUCGGACCUCCUUCAGGCGGAAACGGCGGAUGCGGUUCAGACGUGUACAUCCUCCCCACCCCCGCACUUACCACCCUAUCGUCCGUGCCGCGACGCGUGCAUGGGUUGCCCGGGGGAUCCGGUCAAGGGACAUGGCAGCACGGGAGGAAUGCUGAGCCGACGGUUAUUAGGGUGCCGGUGGGCACUGUGGUUAAGGAGCUGGGAUACGACGAUCCGAGGCGUGCGCCGGAUGAGUGGGAGGCGGAGGACGAGGCACUCGGAGAGAUCAGCGGCGAAGAGGAAAAGAAGGCGGCGUGGAGAGAGCGACGGUGGGUUCAUUAUCCCCCGUUCAAGCAGGCGGAGAGGGCUGUGUGGAGGGAAGAGCGGGAGAGGAGGUGGAUGAGGAGACAGAGGUAUCUCGAUCCGCUUUGGUUGGAUCUGAGUACGGUAGAGAGCGAAGCGGAUGUGAGGGAGCGGGAUGUAGAUGCGCCGCUGGGAUUGGGGAAGAAAGAGUACCUGGGACACUUGGUCGCACGAGGUGGUGGUGGUGGGUUGGGCAAUCCUAAUUUCGUAUCCCAAACAUCCCGAUCUCCCAAGUUCGCGACGAAAGGACAAGAAGGCGAACGUAUCACGCUAUCACUAGAGCUCAAGAUCCUCGCCGAUAUCGGACUCGUGGGGAUGCCGAAUGCAGGGAAGAGCACGCUGCUGAGGGCGUUGACGGGUGGACGUGCGAAGACGGAGGUGGCGAGUUAUGCGUUUACGACGUUGAACCCUGUCCUCGGAGUUAUUCGUGUUGCGGACGAUGGGACGUUUGAGGGGGAGUUUAGAGGUGUGAAUGUGUUUGAGGAGACGGCGAUCGAGGAGGAACGGGAGUUAGAGAGACAGCUCGUAACCUCUUCCUUCGUUCCGGACACAUCUCCCUCGGACUCAGAGGUCGUCGCCGUCAAUGAUGAGGAUAAUGAGGAUCAACAACCAGGUUUCCCCUUCGACAUCCUCGAAUCCUUCCGCUUCACCAUAUCCGAUAAUCCCGGUCUCAUCGCGGGUGCAUCGUCCAACGUCGGACUAGGACACUCAUUCCUGCGCUCGCUGGAGCGGUCCCAUGCGUUGGUAUAUGUCGUCGAUUUGGCUGGCGACGUGCCGUGGGAUGAGUUGAGAGCGUUGCGGGACGAGUUGGAGGCUUAUUUGCCGGGGAUGAGUAACAAGGCUCGGUUGGUGAUUGCCAAUAAGGCGGAUUUGCUCGUUCCUCCGGGUGAGGGGGAUAGUGGAGAUGGUCAUGAAGAAGCUGUUGAGAAUGCGAAGGCGAAGUUGAGGCGGCUGGAGGAGUUUGUGAAGACGGAGAUGGUGAUCUCUGAGGGUGGGGAGAUGACGAUGGAUGUUAUACCGGUAUCGGCAAAGUAUGGACAGAAUUUGAAGAAGGUGGUUUUGGCUAUGAAGGGGUAUGUGGAGGAAGCGAGGAGGGGGGCGUCGUAAGUGUGUGCGUACAUCUAUUGUGAUUUUGGACAGUUGUAAUGAUGGAUCCGUCCGAUCUGCAGGGUGAAAUAUCUUUUGG